CCAUAAUCUAAUACAUGGUAUUCGACUGUCAUGGCGUCCUGAGUUUGGAUCUACUUGAUGCGGCAUCAGCGUAUUUGGUCCAAAAAAAGAUAACAUUUUCUGCGUCUUUAGUGAACGUUUAUGGUUUGACAUCGACUCGUCUUCGGCCGAGACACCAUGGCGGCCCUUAGCACUGCUCAGAAGACCUGGGAGCUCACCAACAGCAUGCAGGAGGUUCAGAGCAUUGACGAAAUUUACAAAUAUGACAAGAAGCAACAACAGGAGAUCCUCGCGGCGAAACCUUGGACAAAAGACCACCAUUACUUCAAGUACUCCAAGAUCUCGGCACUGGCGCUGCUGAAGAUGGUGAUGCACGCCCGCUCGGGUGGCAACCUGGAGGUGAUGGGCCUCAUGCUGGGCAAGGUGGAUGGCGAGAGCAUGAUCAUCAUGGACAGUUUUGCGCUGCCCGUGGAGGGAACCGAGACCCGAGUCAACGCGCAGGCCGCCGCCUACGAGUACAUGGCUGCCUACAUCGAGAACGCCAAACAGGUGGGCCGGCUGGAGAAUGCCAUCGGUUGGUAUCACAGUCACCCGGGCUACGGCUGCUGGCUGUCGGGCAUCGACGUUAGCACUCAGAUGCUCAACCAGCAGUUUCAGGAGCCUUUUGUUGCUGUGGUGAUCGACCCCACACGGACCAUUUCAGCAGGCAAAGUCAACCUGGGUGCCUUCAGGACAUACCCCAAGGGCUACAAGCCUCCUGACGAAGGGCCGUCCGAGUAUCAAACCAUCCCUCUGAAUAAGAUUGAAGACUUUGGCGUACACUGUAAACAGUAUUAUGCUCUGGAAGUAACGUACUUCAAGUCAUCCCUGGACAGAAAGUUGCUGGAGCUGCUUUGGAACAAAUACUGGGUCAACACAUUAAGCUCCUCCAGUCUCCUCACGAACUCGGACUACACCACGGGUCAGGUGUUCGACCUGUCGGAGAAGCUGGAGCAGUCGGAGGCCCAGUUGGGCCGGGGAAGUUUCAUGCUGGGACUGGACACGCACGACAGGAAGUCCGAGGACAAGCUGGCCAAAGCCACCCGGGACAGCUGCAAGACGACCAUCGAAGCCAUUCACGGCCUGAUGUCUCAAGUCAUUAAGGACAAACUCUUCAAUCAAAUCAACACAUCAAAUUAACCCCCCCCCCUCUCCACUUGUUCUGGCACUUACCGGGUAGUGUGUUUGCGUGUGUCUGACUGCCAAGUGUUUAUAUCCCUUCAGCCGCCCCACGCGCCUUUCACUGUUGUACUAGUCAGAAAGUAUGUUGGAGUUAAAAGAAUAUAAAGUCCCAUGCAAAAUAA
Molecule: messenger RNA, 1322 nt
Organism: Hippocampus zosterae (dwarf seahorse)
Lineage: Eukaryota; Metazoa; Chordata; Actinopteri; Syngnathiformes; Syngnathidae
Gene: cops5
Product: COP9 signalosome subunit 5
Exons: 8
Coding region: 157-1158 (333 amino acids)
Biological process (GO): protein deneddylation
Cellular component (GO): COP9 signalosome; cytoplasm
Molecular function (GO): protein binding; deNEDDylase activity; metallopeptidase activity
Source: RefSeq, a predicted model, not a curated record